Leptonychotes weddellii (Weddell seal) is the source of this 15467-nucleotide messenger RNA. The record is from RefSeq and is a predicted model, not a curated record. Lineage: Eukaryota; Metazoa; Chordata; Mammalia; Carnivora; Phocidae.
AGAGAACUUCGGCGGAGAGCUUUUUCCCGAGGACGCCGCUGCCUUACGUUGUAGGACAGGAAAUCAAGACUUUGAAAGGGCGAAAAUAAAAACGAGUAAAAGUUUGCAAAAAAGCUUUGUUGGUGGAGAGCUGAGGGUUGCGAGGAAUGACAAGAAGAUUAAUUUUGGCCAACUCUGGGAUUUAACAAGUUCUUGUAGCAAUGCACUGGGCUAUUAAAUUCUAGUAGCUAUGCAUUUCUGUGAACGCCCAGAGAGGAAAAAAACGACCAACAAAAAAGUCUGUUUGGAAAAUCGAGUAGCCAGGAGUUAAUUUUCUUUUAGAGGCAAUGCCGGAGGACUGUUAAAAAGAAGCCGAAAACUGUGUCUUACAGAAUUGACAGUGGAUUUUAGAUUUUUCACAGGAAUUUCGAGAUCUUUAAUGUAGAACUGGGGAAAAAAUCUAAAGCUUAGAGAGUUGGAAUGUCACUAAAGAACAAAAGACCGGAAAUGUCUCCGUGAUUAAAGAUGGUUAAAGAAGAAUCCCAGGAGCUUUUGUUGUCAAGAAAGUCAUAGGAACAACUUUAAAAAAAUUAGCAGAGUACGGAAAGACAUGUACAAUGACACAUUAAAUGGCAGUACAGAGAAAAGGAGUGCAGAAUUGCCUGAUGCUGUGGGACCUAUUGUUCAGUUACAAGAGAAACUCUAUGUGCCUGUAAAAGAAUAUCCAGAUUUUAAUUUUGUUGGGAGAAUCCUUGGACCUAGAGGACUUACUGCUAAACAGCUUGAAGCAGAAACAGGAUGUAAAAUAAUGGUCCGAGGCAAAGGCUCGAUGAGGGAUAAAAAGAAGGAGGAGCAGAACAGAGGCAAGCCUAAUUGGGAGCAUCUCAAUGAAGAUUUACAUGUACUGAUCACUGUGGAAGAUGCUCAAAACAGAGCAGAGAUCAAACUGAAGAGAGCCGUUGAGGAAGUGAAGAAAUUACUGGUACCUGCAGCAGAGGGAGAAGACAGCCUGAAGAAGAUGCAGCUGAUGGAGCUUGCAAUUCUGAAUGGCACCUACAGAGAUGCCAACAUUAAAUCACCAGCCCUUGCCUUUUCUCUUGCAGCAACAGCCCAGGCUGCUCCACGGAUUAUCACUGGGCCUGCGCCUGUUCUCCCACCAGCUGCCCUGCGUACCCCUACGCCAGCUGGCCCUACCAUAAUGCCUUUGAUCAGACAGAUACAGACCGCUGUCAUGCCAAACGGAACUCCUCACCCGACUGCUGCAAUAGUUCCUCCGGGGCCCGAAGCUGGUUUGAUCUACACACCCUAUGAGUACCCCUACACGUUGGCACCAGCUACAUCAAUCCUUGAGUAUCCUAUUGAACCUAGUGGUGUAUUAGAGUGGAUUGAAAUGCCAGUCAUGCCUGAUAUUUCAGCCCAUUGACUUGCUGGAUGAAGGACUAGAAUACAGCAGCUGUUAUAACACGACCAGUCAAUGUGGGACAAAGUGUUUCCGUGCUGCCCCUUUGUUUUACCAGACAGAAUUUGAAUACUUUUUUCCUUGAAUUGUGUAUGACCUUGGUGCCGCAUGCAUGCUGUUGACUCUUAGGACUUUGAUCUUUUAAGGUUUUUUUUUCCAGCAUUAAUGUUGAUUUAUAAAAAUUUGAAAGUCUUUAUGAACCUGGACACUAAGAUUUAAACUUGAGAAUUCAUUGUUCAACAAUUAAAGAAAGCCACAAUGCUCUGUAUGUUAUCUGUGUGUGUGCAUGCACUCAGGUGCCUUUUGUUUCAUGAGCAAAUACAUUUUAUUGUACAUGUUUUCCGUUUAUCUCUAAAUCAUUGUAUAAAGUAUCACAGGUCAGAAUUAUACUAUAGAAUUGUUUAUGAGAAGCUUGUUUCUGUUGCACAUUUCUUGAAGCAUUUUUAAAAUAACAUGUAACAUGUAACCUGUUUACGUUUUCCUUUCUGUUAACGCUCUGUCCUGUGGCCCCAUGCCUGCUCCUCUCCCCAGAGCUCCUCUCUGCUGCACGCACAGCGUCUGGUCGAGGAGUUUGUUGCUUCCUGCAGGGCUGGCACUCUUAGCCACCAGCUGCUGUUCCAGCACUCAAUGCAAGAUCUUGCUGAUUUUGCCUCAUGGAAUUAUACUUGUCUAAGAUUAGUUUAUCUAAAAUGAAAAAGGGGUGAUGGACCAGUUUACUGCUUAGAAACAGCAAGAGGCACUGCAGUUUCUCAUUUUAAGCAAUGUGUUUUUUGUUGUGUUGGGAAAUUUUUAUUUCUAAUAAUUAUUAGACUGACAAAAGCAAAAUGUACAGAUACCUAAUUGGCAUUCAUAAAAUGAAUAAUAAUGAGUACUAAAUGACCAAAAUCCAUUAUCAGUCCUAUUUCUCGCUUUGCCACCUAAGCAGUAAAACAUGACAUUGAGCACUUGGAGAACUGAGAAAAUUAUUUCAAAUUGCUAAGUUAUAAUAAAUUUGCACACAGAUAACAUGCAUGAUAUAUAUCAAGUUUCACAUCAUAUUAUUUUAAAAUAAGCAGUGCCCUUCAAAACAGAUGCAGACAUGUGUGUUGGUGGUAGUGAGGAGAUUGGUAUUAGCAUCAAAUCUUCAUUGAUGACUAAUUUUUAAUUCCCUUCCUUUUAUCUUUAGGUAUGGCUUUCCCAACGAAAGGCUAAGAAUUCAAGAACGGUCUUAACUGAACCCUCAUCAGAUCUGAAUUUAACAAAUGCUUAGUCUCAGCAGCCUCCAGGGGGGUGGGGGGGAAGCUUAGCCUAGCAGUCAGUGACUUACUUGCACUUUUUGCACACUGAUAGAAAGUAAAAGUAUGUUAUUAAUUUGGUUUAGUCUGUAAUCUUACAAAGUAACGGUAAUUUAUAAAGGAGUGUACAGUAGUAUACUGACUGCUAAGUGUACUAUACUGUUUGCUUUACUAAUCACCUAAUUCAUUGCAGUUCAUACUUAUUGACUCAAAGUUUAAAACCACAAUCUGUAGGCUUUAAGAAUUGCUUUUAAACCUUUUUAAGUGAUAAACUCUGGAAGUGGUCUUAAGGUUAGCAAAUAAUUGUCAGUAUUAAACAUGGCAUUAUUUAAGUGGUCCUGCGAGAAAGGCACUUCAGUGAAUAUGUGACUAGUAAAGCUUAAAUAUGUUUGGAUCUAGUAGAGUUCAUGAAAUACUGUAACUUGGGAUCGUGAAUGAAUGGAUAAAAUAGGUUAAGGCCAAGAUUUUGAAAUGAAUGCAAUAUUAAUAGACGCGUAUAUACACAACAUACUAUGGUUAAUUUUAAAACUACUGUGCCUUAACGUGUUUCUUAAAAUGAACCUUUUGUAGUAAAUGAACAUUUGAAAUCCAUUUUGAUAAACCUGCUGUUAAUGUUUCUUUUCCCUUGUGAAUGUUUUCUAACUUUGUCUUGGUAAUUGCAAUUUAACUAGGUGCGGUGGCUACUAAAGUUCGAAGGCACGAUAUGCGUGUCCAUCCUUACCAAAGGAUUGUGACCGCAGACCGAGGUUAGUUUAGUUCUGCAGUUCUUGUUUAUAAGAAAUGCGUUGGGUGUCCAUAAAAUUUGCAACACCACACCUGAUGGAAAAAUAUAACUGCUUACCUGCACACCAUUUCUUUUCUUUUUCUAAAUUGAUAUGUCAUAAUUGACAAAUUUAAGGGUUGGGAUUUUUUUUUCCUUUCUUUCUUUUCUUUCUUACCCCCCCCUUUUUUUUGCUCCCUAUUUUAACUUAUUAAAUCCUAUAUAAGUAUGUACUGUGAUUUAUUCCUACUAAAACAUAAAUUAGUCCAUUUGGGGAGCUGUUAAAUUUUGAUGUCGCCUUAAUUAUUUUUCAGUCGUAAUUUUUGCUAAAAUUUACCUUUGUUCUGAAAUUUUGGGUUGGUUUUGCAAAUGAACUGAGCGGAUGGUGCUUUAAUGAGAGAAGUAAAGGAAUAUAUGCCUCCUGUGUCCUUGAGGAGAAAACUGAAGAUUUAGUUUCCAUUUUCCUUUUUCAUAAGAUAUUUGAGCCACUGUGUAAACACGAGGUUAUACAUGUCAAGUACUCAGCUGAAAGCAACAAAAAUAAGGACUGUGAAGAUAACUUUGAUGCAGUUGGAUUUUUUUUUUUAAUAAAUGAGAAAAUCAAUUCCCUUUUACUCUUAACAUUUUCCUGCCAAAAUGGAUCCUUUGAUUUUUGUCAUUUGCUGCUAAAAUAUAUUAUCUGAAGGUAAACUAUCUCUUAAAGUUCUGUGGAGACGUGAAUCCAGCUUUGAAUAUCCUUUUUGAGUAACCUGUGACUGGAAAAUAAGUCUUCAUUUUUCUCCUUUUCAACAUUUGUAAUUUGUGUCCUGUAUAUGCCCUUGGACCCUAUUAUAAAUUAUUUAUGUUUUUGAGGAGUGAUAUUUUCGGUUUAUUGACAUUGAAUUGUUUUCUAAGUUUGUCAUCACAGGGUAAGAAUCCGAAGCAAGGUAGAAAAAGAUUUUUAUCAAGCUUCUAUUAUGGCACAUUUAUUACUUACUAAUUAAGUUGAUCAGAUUCUCUAGUAAUUAGUGGGAAAAGUGAUGGAAUUUACACUCCUGUCCUACAUCUUCUAUGAACUUAUGAACGACCUACCUGCCUCACAUGGUUCUCCUGAAUACUGAUGAUAAAUAUUGGACACAGCUGUUGUCCACAUCAGACUAAAAUACCUUCCAAAGACAUUGAUGAUAUUUAUUUAGCAUCAUACAUAAUUAAAGAGCCUUGAAUUGAAGACUUCUAACUAAUACAUACAUUACUUGUGAUUAUUCAGUGAUCAAAAUAAAUAGACCCCAAGCUCAGUGAUGAUCGGUGACAAUAAAGCACCUUGUAGGUGUGUCAUGUACAAGUGUAUGUACCACCUUCUUGCAGAACAAGCCUCCUAGUGAGGGAGGAAAUUUUUUUUUAAGUCACUUCAGAUUCCAAGGAAACCAGAUAAUUCCAUGAAUAAUUUGAAGCUUUUUUUUCCCACAUUGUUAAUGUCCGAAAUAGUUUGAAAGAGUAUUUUAAAGUAGUUUUUCUUCUGUUAAUCUUUCCCUUUCUGCCCCUUUUAGGAGAUUUCUCAUAAUUUUGUUUUAACACAAUAAUUAUUGGCUACUCAAUGCUGCAGUACCUUGAGAUAGUUGAAAAUAUUAGGAAGAUUUUAUAGUGUUUGGAAAUGACAACACAUUCCAUGCAUGGCUCUUUUGUAGUUAUAUGUGUUUUUUUAUUAGUCUUGUCACUUUUAUUCAAAAUGCAAUGUCAGCAAACCGAAAUGCUCCCUUUUUUAUUUUCUUUACAUAACAGAAUACUUGUGUACUGCUGUUACUAUAUCACCGUAUGCACUCAUUGGGUCUGAGGGAGAUGUCUGAAGUCCUUCAUUUAAAUUAUUUUAUGAUACUACUGUUUUCUCUAUUUUUGAGGUUUUGUUUUCUUUUUUAAUUUUUGAAGGGAAGAACAAGCAUUCAUUUAAUGCAAGGAAACUCAGCCCUUGGACAUAUAACCAUGUAAUCUUAUAUAAGUAUUUAGAGUACUGCAUGGUUGACAAAUAUAUCUAGUUCUUUACUAAAAAUAAACCCACUUCUACACAUAUUUCAAACCUGAAUUUGAAGCCUGUAAAAGACCAACUGACUUUUUAGUUGUAAUGAACCAUAAGUGAUUUUGCACGGUUGACACACCUGUGUGUACUGUAGGAGGCCAGGACUUGGCAGAGGAUGUAUUCUAGGUGUACUGGUAUAUAUAUAUAUAAGUGGUAAUUUGCUUUGUUUAUGUAUUCCACACACACAAAAACAUAAUCAGAAUUUUUCUGAGUGAUGAUUUUAUAAAAACCAUCAUUUGCAUAAUUUGCAUAAGAAACUUAAUACAAUUUUAAUCAAAAUUUAAAGUAAUAUCAAAAAUGCUUUAAGAUUCUGUAUUUUGGGAGUACUUCCUGUGAAGUGGUAUGACUACAUUGUGUUAAGUAUUUAUUUUCUUCUUUAAUUUUGGAAUAGCAGUUUUUGUUUUAAAUAAAAUUCCACUUAUUUUAAGAAAUUCAGGGAAGAUUUGGUCACAUUGAAGAUACAGUAUUUUUGUAGUAUUUAUAAACUAUCCUAAAUGAUAGACUCUAGAAAGCAUUUUUGUUACAUGAAAGUAAGCCAGUCCAUUAUAUAGAUCAUUUCAAAUAACUCUGUGAACAUUAUACCUGCUGGGUUAUGAUUUAUGAAGUGGCAUGGAAUCUACCUUUGCACUGAAUAUUUUUUCAUUCACAUCUCCUCUGCCUUAGUCACAAUGGCAACAGUACAGAAAAUUCUGUCAAACCUCAGAAUAUAGUAGAAAUAAUUAAGCUGUUGAAUGAGUCUUAAAAAUCAUACUACUGUUAAGUGGACCAAGUUUGGUGAAGCAGAAUGUGACAGAGGUUGAUUUAUAAGGAAGGAACAACUCGAGGACACUGGGGACGAUAACUUUCCACUUGAGAACUACUUUAUGUUUUACUGUAAUUUUUUAAUUUUUUUUUGUUCUGUUUUGUUGUUUUGCAAAAGAAAAUAGUAUUUACAGGUGGCUUCUUUUAAAAUAUAAAAUAUAAAGCAGGAAUGUAUAUGAAAUGUCAGAUUUUAUUGUAUUUGCAGAGUAUUAGCUUUGAAAUUGAAUAAAGAAAGCUGUUUGUAGUUUUAAAAUGCCUUAUUGGUAUCAAUUAGAAAUUUCUUCUAUUUUUUGAUGUACUUAGAGCUUUUUGAGUAUAGAAUUUUAAAUGGCAGGAUUUUACAGUGUUUACAUGCAAGUGCAUUUUAUAAGUGUUCUAUAUGUGUAAAAUAGUAUUUUCAACUGGAAAGUGUUGGCCAGUGCAAAAGGCCUGGCCUUUUUCUGGUUCCCAUGAUGUUGCCUACACUGCUAGACUACAGUUUAGUAUUGCUUUGUAUCAUAAGGCCAAGAAAUUCCAUGUUGUUUGUAAAUAGAAUAAUUGAAAAAGCAAUAAACAUUUAUUGAACAAAAGAAACCUUGUUUGGCCCAGAGUUUAUGUUGAACCAAAUUGUUCAUAGAAAUUUAAAUUUCUUUAGAUUCAUUUCUGUUAAUCAUCAGUUAUUAAUAAUCACAUCCAUCAUUAAUAGUUGCUUUAAUGCUUGCAUCUGAGAGAAUACUAAUGCUUAAUAGCAGUCAGAUACUGAUAACUGCACUGACUGUUUCAGAAUUCUGUAUAUCAAACCUAUUCAUUGUUGUUGUUCUCCAGUUUCCUUCAUUGACUGCUACUAACUAUUAGUUGUUAGUUGUAUUUUAUUUCUAUUUUUUCUUGUUAACCAGUUUUUUUUUUUUUUGUUUUUUUGGUUUUUUUUUUGUGGGAGUGGGCUCUCCUUCAUUUGUUCAAAUCAUGAUAUGAAACUGUCAUGAUUUUUAUUGUAUUCUGUAGAUGGUGUCAAUCAGUUUGUCAGAAUUAAACAUGCUUUUUUUUUAUUAGUUGUGAUUAGUUUUUCAUGUUGUCAUUAAGCCGUCACUAGCUGAAACUAAUCUCUUCUCUAUCUUUUCUUUUCUUUUUUUUUUUUUUUUUUUUGUUUUGUUUUUUGUUUCUAACCACCCAGCCGCCACCGGCAACUAACCUAUGACCUUCUGACCUCUGAACUCUUCACCCAAUGAUGACCUGACCAUGCCUGCCUGCUGAUCAGUUAACUGGUAAUCGCCUUUGCUUGCCUGUCGUCAGUGCAGCGAGCUGAGGCACUUUGUCCGUUCGUCUUACCAUCUAACCAAACAAAAGACAAAGAAAUUGUUGUCCUCCAACUCAGCUUUUGGUUUUUCUUUCUGUUUGGGUGAAAGUGGUUCUAGAACCUGCACUGAAUAGUAGUAAAGCAAUAAGGCCCAAUUCAUCCCACAGCACUGAUCAUCUUCUCAUGUCCUACCCUAAGCAAACGGUAAGAAGGCCUCACUUCAGAAGGGGAGACAGAUGGCCCUUAACUACUCAGUGACAGAGGCAGUUACUGUGAGAGACUUCUAGGAACCUUCUCAUAGCGAGUCACAGCUCUCUGAAUGUAACGUGUGAUGAUGCAUCAUGCAUGAACCUUUGGUCAGGGAUGUCAUUGGUGAAGUGAUUUCAAAAAGUAUUCAAAAUUUGAUACGCUGUUUAGUCACUACAGUGCCCUCAAAGGGCAGAAGUUGCAGCCUUUUUUAUAUUGCCUGCCAAAAUUUGAAGUAUUUAGAAGUGUGCCAUGAGAGAAAAAACAAGGAAUUUUGAGAAGUAAUGCAAAGAACAAAACUGCAACACUAUUUUUAAAAAGAUAAAUAAUCUGAGUUAAAAUUACUGAACCUUUAUUUUACAACCUCCUUUAAAAAGUAUAUGAGAACAAGGUACAUGCAUUAUGUGUCACAUUACUGGGCAAACUGUUCAAAUAUUUUUUUUAAAACCUCCCUGUAUAGAAAAAAAAAUCAUUAAGGAUGUAAAAGCCAUGCUUGCCUAUUUGCUGUAUACAUGUAAUGAAAUUGUAGAUAAAGUGUAGUGCAUUGAAACAAAUGAACAAAAAGUAGAUACUUUUACUAUACAAGGGUGCUGGUGCAGAAAAAAAUAUAUAUAUUUUUGGAAAUGUAGCAUUUUAUACUUUCAAGUGUUAUAAAAAAAAAAAGAAAAAGAACAAAGAAACCCUUUAUUUCAUUAAAUGAUUUUUUCUGGUGGUUGUCAAGAAACAAAAGACCAAAAGAGCCUUUUUGUCUUUCUUUUUUAUUUUUUAAGUAUUGGAAUAAGUCUAAAGAAAAGAAAGUGCCUUAUUUUCCUUCAUGGUCAUUUAGUCAAGUGUCUUGUAAGAUCAGCUCCUCCCUCAGAAUACAAGUUAAUGCAUGUUACUCAGUCGCCCGCCCAGUAUGUGAAAGAAGAUUUGAGGGGAGACAAAUGAGUUGAUGGUUUGAAUUACCACGAUGAUUUUUGCCACGUUACCUUGACAGAAAUUUGCCAAAUCUGAUACUGUGAAAAAAUUUGAUAACUUUUCUAAUGGUCAAGUAAGUUUUAAAACACCAUUCUUUUAAAAUCAUAAUCGAGUGCUUUUGGUUAUUGUGAUAUUUAAACAGUAGCCCACAGGUUCUGAGAUAAAAAUUAUGUGUGAUCUGAACGUUUACAGAGAAAAGUAAAACUUUAUUUUAUUCAGAGAAGGAGGGGUGUGUUGGAUUUUUUCUUAUUAAAUUGGAGAUAAUAGUAUUCUUAGCAAACUUUUUCACAAAAAUGAAUCUUUAUGAUUUUCACUCUGGAUAACAGUAUUUUUUUAGUGGCCCAAAUCUAAUCAGACUUCUUUCUACCAGACCAGAUCACUUGGGUAGUCUGUAUCUUUUUGCUGGUUUAAGUAACCUAAGAGGCCCCCACCCCCCACACACCUUUUUUUUUUUUUAAACUUAAAAAAAACAAAACAAAAACUGGCAUCAUUGUGCAUGUAAAUGCUCAACUACCUGUGAGUUUAAGCUUCCAAUUUCUCAUGAAAUUCAGUUAGUUUUGUAGUUGAAGCAGUUUGUGCACAGAGCCGACUACUUCUAAACACUGAAAUAAUCCUUAACUGCUCAGUACCAGAUGUGGCAAAUAUCAAGUGGCAGUGGAUCCCCAGCUCAUCAGCUCAUUCCCUCUUGCAUACCUUCACGGCUUCACAGUCAAAGGUCAGCAGUAAGCUCAGUAAGCACCUUCGUGGUGACCUCCUCCAUCAUCUUGUCUCACUUGGAAACCGUUUUCAGUUUAUUUACUAUGCAAUAGACAUUCAUUGUUUUGUAUUCAGCUAGCGUUGGUUUAAUGUGCCACUGCUUUGUCUUUCUGUUACAUAUACAGUUGUUUUGAUUUAUUUACAAUAUAUGCUGUGCCAUUUUGAUUUUUAUUUUGUUUGGUUGGUUGAAUAAAUUUGCGACACUCAAACACUUGAGGUGAUAGUAGUUUAAAAACAAUACCAGUAUUUGAUCCAGUUUCAUCUCAACUACGUUAUACCUGGACAUUUUAGAUGUUUAUCAAAGGUCUUUUACGGGGAAGAAAGUAAAUGUAUGAAAUAAAUGUGUGACAUUUAUGAGUAAUGUUGGCUCUGAACAAACUUUUGAAAACUUAGUUGAUAAAAUUUUGGAUCAACUGAAAAAAAAGCAUGACUUUUGAAAUCUCUGAAUGCCUUGGUUCUCAGUAUUAUCAUUCUUUAUUGAAUUUAUUUCUUAUUAAAAUAUGUAGUUUUUAAGACUUCUUUUCUGACAGUAUUAUGUAAUUUUUUAGCGUGGGUAGACGGGGGUGUCGCUGGUAUGUUACCGUACAGCUGACUUGUAUUUUUGUCAAUUCUUUAUUAUCUUAGUAGUUUCAUGCUAUGUAUGUAUCAUAACCAACCUAUUGCCUAUGAGAAACAUGUAAGAUAAUGUAUUUACAGCCAUUGUUACAAGUUUAUAAUGUAUUUUUCUAUCUUGUUUUAUAUGUAUGUUAUAUAACAUUCAAAAAGAAUUUUUUUCUUGAUUGAGAAAAGGAUACAAAAUGCAGAAUCCACAAUUUUGAUAACUGAAAAUUGCCAAUUGUUUUGCAGUACUUUAUUAUAUUGGGUGUCUUGUCUUUCUUGGGCUUUUAGUUAGCUAAUGAAUGAAUACAUUAGACACUUUUGGGUUUUAGUUGGGAUUUUACAUAGCUUGCAUUUUAAUUCUUUGGUUCUUUGCUGUUUCUAUUAACCCAUAGCAUUAUUUUAAUAAAUGUUAUAAUACCAACCUACUAACUCUGGACUAUGUCUGUUUAUUAACCUUUUCGUGUUUAAUUAAAAUAAACAAAUAAAGACAAAAGAAUGUAAAGUCUUGAGUUACUGGACUAACCCUGAAGAACGUGACCACAGAUAACAUAGCGUGACUUGUUUUUAUGUUGUUUGUCAGCUGACAGUUGUGCACACUACUGUUAAAAUGGCUUUGGUUAUUCUGGCCUUUUACCUUGAGGGGGAGGUGCCAGUAGAGAUGGGGAACAAAGUAGCAUCGGUCUGAGGCAUUCUUCUAGUCUUGCCACUUGCCUUUCAGCCUCUUGCAUUACUAAUUCCACACUUUCUUAUUCUUCCUUCUCCAAAAUAAUCACUGUCUGCUCACAGCGUAAAGAGUAAAGAGAUUCGUUGUGAUGAUAUACCCCAAAAAACCAGUUUGAUUCUUUGUUGAACCAUUUCUUUUCAUUUCUGUUAAGUAGGUAAUUUUAUGGUCACAUUAUAAAGCAAAGAAUCUGAUGAGGCUUUGUCUUUAUUCACAUUUGUGUUUUAAUCAGACACUUUUCCUUUAUAAAGUGUUGAACUGUUCCAGCCGGUGUUCCUUUUGGGGUGGGGGAUAGGGGUUGGGGGGCUCAACCAGGUAAAGCCAAAGGUAGAGUGGCUCUGUUUCUCAGAACAGUCCAAAGUAAGCCAUUAAUAAUGACAAUGCACCCUGCCUCUCUUCUUGUAACCCCUAGGGAGAGAUGAGACAGCAUCCUUGAGUUUUCCUGAGGUGUUCUUUCUCUCUCACCCUCUUCCAAAAUACAGCCAGAAUACUCCAUUAAUACAAGAAGUUUAAGGGAGAAUGACAGUGGCAUUUGAGAAGUUACAUCUCAUUCAUUUCUGGCAUGCAAAUCAAUUUAAGAUUUAUUAAAUAUCUUCAUGCUUUUCUUGGCUGCAACUUAGGUAAAUUGAUCUCCACAUAUGAAUUCUUUAACUCUGGAGGUACAUUUUUAUUUCACAGGUACUGGUAAUUUCCUUUUCUGUGAAAUAGUUCUCCUGGAUAAUAAGUUCUCAGGAUGAAUUUUUAUGUUUGUAAAUAAUGGCUUAUUUUUGUAAAUUACACUUUAUUUAUUUUAAAGUUCUAAAACUUGGGGGUGAAAGUUACAUGUUAUAAAAGACAUAACUAUACCGAUAUGCUAUUAACCAGACUGUCAAAGUACUCCCAUAUUUAUAUAUUCCCAUAGAAUAUCUACAUAAAUGAAUUACAUAUAAUAGUGAUAGCAGCUAAUUUAAUCAUAGAGAUGUUUGGCUCAAAUACAGUUGUUUAUUUGAUGGGGGCGUCGUGUAUUUCUGUUAGGUAGACAGAGCUUUAAUAUGCUACUAUCUGUAAUCAUUCUCAUUGCCGUACAGUUCGUAUAUUAUUUUGUAAAAAUUUGAAGAUACUUGUCAAGCUGCUAAUCCAUAAGUCAUCAUGGUAUCGUGUCACUUAAAUUGAUGAAUUUCUAUGCAACUCACUACACAUUCUCUGAAGCCUCUGAAUACAGUCUCAUCUCAUUUUCAGUUAAUGGUACUUCAUGUAUAAGUAUGUCAUAAUGUCACCUUUUAUGUUGGAAAAGUUGUAAAGGACUUUUUAAAAGGUGGAAAAAGUACAAAUCCCAUUUUAAUACAAGUUGUAAUAGUAUUAAAAAUGAAACUACCAAAUUCUUAGAACGAUAAAAUGCUAAGUCUAUUGUUUUAUGCUAUCAUUUGACAAAACAAUUGAAAGUUAAGCUUACAGCCGAGAAGUUGGUAAAAAUGUACUUAGUAGUUAAGCAUGUUUUUCUCGAGCAAAGUGUCAGGACGAACAUAGCAUGAAAGCAGAUACACACACCCUAGUGCGGCCACCUGCACACACAUAGAGUCCUCCCAGAGCCGCUGAAGCACCCUGUUCACAAAGGCAAGACGUGUACGGUCAUACACAAAAGAGGUGGUUAAGGUUUUCUAAAAAAAAAAAAUUAAAAAUACUAGAUAAAUAGGAUCUAAAUUUUCUAGUGCAGUGAAAGCAGACAAUAGGUUUAAAUGAAAUUGCUUGUUACCAAAUCAAGAAUCUUCUUUACCAUUGAAGCCUAAUAACACUUUUAUAUAUCCUAUAUGACAGUUCAGGGUUUCUCCAGUGUUUUGUUGUUUUUCAUUUGCUUGUUUGGGAUAAAAUGUCUGUCUUUAUUCCUUUGUAACAAUUAGCUAUUUUAGGAUUUCUAGAAAUGAUUUUUAGUAGAAUGAAAUGUAAUGCUAAAUUAUAAUAGCAAAAAUGACUCAGAAAACUUUUUCAACUCACAAACUUUUUAGAAGUGCCCAAGGUAGUUUUUUUAACAUUGUCACAAAUCCCUUAAUAUCUUUAUCGAAAAUAGAAAAAAAAUUACAUUUUAUAGGCAACACUUUUAGAAAUAUUCAUAUGGUACACACAUGUAAUUUUAUCUGUGGUUUGUUUCAUAAAAAAUUAAUUUGAAAUGCCUUUGUUAUAAAGAGACUUAAAAUUCUAUGCCUACCUGGUACUCAAUGCUGAAUCAAACUGGUUCACCUAAGCAUAGUGCUCUCCUGUCUGUGUUUCUGCUGCACUAAUUGCCAGGGGCGGGAGACAAGGAGGAAGAAUUAAUUCAGAUUAGAAGUGGAUGGUAGGUGCAGCAAAGAGCAACACAAUGUUGAUUUCGCAUUGCUUAUGAUUUUGCUCUCCCUUCUUGGCAAAAGACAUCACCUUGUGGAAAAAGCUCAGCUCCCAGGGUGAAAAACUAUAUAUAUAUAUAUAAUAUAUAUAUAAUUUUAAAUGCUAUUAUUGAGAAGUUUUGAUUACCAAAUACAUCUUUAUGGUUUAUACUGUAGUGGUGUGUAUAAGACAUUUAGAACUUUACUUGUGGAAAUUGUAUAUAUAUAGAAAAGUUUGCAUAGGUCUCAAAUCACAUGUGAAUGGAGAACCACGUAUGACUGACUACAUGAAGUGCAAUAAACCCGACUGGAAAACAUGCAUAUGCUUCAUGCUGUCAAGCCAACUGCAGCUGAAAGUGCUGCUUACGCUCCCUCCCCCCUCCAGAAACAUCAGAAUAAGAAUGCACAUUUUCCUUUUUAGUUUUUGAUGCUUUUAACACAAUUUAAAAGAAAAGAUAGUCUGACAUUAUGGAGCUCUAUCACUUAACUGGAAGGUGAUUAUACUAUUUGCCUUGAUUUCAGUGAUGAAAAGGAAAUCAAUAAACAGACUUUUAUAGUGUCCUCAGCUGGAUGUACAUACAAGAAAACAAGUUACCAUUUCUAAUUGAGAAACAGGUACAAUUUGUAGUCUUUACACGUAAGAAAAAGGAAUGCUGCCAAAUCUCGGUCUUCUCAGUCCUAUGAAAAGGACUAGUCUCAUCAAUUUCUUGAACAAAGCAGAACUGAUAAAAAGAUUGUUUCCAGUAGUUUAAAACCUGUUCUCUUAAAAUGUCAUCUUGACACCCAAGUUUUAUGACUCCCCUGUACCUGCAGUUUCCCAGUUCUUGUCCAUAUGAUCUCCAAAUUUCUUCUUUCUGAUCACAAGAACCCUCUUUGGCUUUGGCAGUAUUUUUUUCACACACUUCUGAAAGUAGCUGGCAAAGGUAAGAUCCAGAGCACGAGAUGUGUGUGCUAGCAGCCCACAGAGGGAGUUUGAUCUGGCCCAUACGGUGUUGCUGUUGUUUUAACUACCUUCCAUCAUUUAAAGAUUAGACUUAAAAAUACAUGUUUUCACAAGGUCUGCACUUCAAAAUAUCUAGAAUGCUGAAGGCUGCAUUCUCAGGUGGUAGCCAUCAAGAUGAAAAUGAAUAAUUUUGAUGCUCCCUUUAAACCAUGCACUCCCCAGUUUGUCAUCACCCCUCCUCCGCCCCGUGCCCCAACACACACACACACACACACACACACACACACACACACACUCCUUACUGCCCUUGGUUUCACAACUAACUUGAUUUCCUUCAUCCUAUCUUGCUUUAAUUUUUACCCUCAUCUCCCUGGCUCCUGUGGGUAUCUAAGCUUGCCUCACCAGAUCCAGAAAAUUAAUUCUGACUUAAAGCAUCAAACUAGCUUCUCAAAAGGUAUAAUUUGUAAAGCAGGUUUUAAUAUUUUUUUCUUCCUGGAAAAGUCGGAUGAGUAUGUUUCUAAAUAAAUUAUUAGUCUAUCAUUCAUGUUAUAUUAAUAUUAGGGAGGAAUUUCUAUUGAGUGAGUGAAGGGAGUAGAUGACAUUUGGGUUUCCUUCCUAAUGUAAUUUUUUAUAAUUACCAGCUACCUCUUUAUAGUAACUCUCUGUGGUCUUGUUAGAAGACAGUUAAACUAAUCGAACAUUUAACAAUUAUGUUAAAAAUACUCCACAGCUAAAAGAAAAUAUUAGUGAUAGUUUGUGAUUACACUUUUCCAGAAGAUGUAUAUUAAAAUUAGGUUUUUCCAGUUAUGCUAUUUUGUGAAGUAUAUAGAGGACACACCAUCAUAAAAGUGCUUGUACGUAUGUGCUGUACAACAGUUCAGUUUCAGAGAGCAUCUCAAAAUUAGGAUGAAAUUGUAACUAUUGAUACUUUUUUUUUUUUUAAUGUAUGCUCCUGUUAUGUAACUGGAUAUUACUUAUUCUCUGGUUACUUAACUGGGUACUAAGGAAAGUCAUGGGAAAGAAUGGUUAAGAUCAAAUACUAAGAGAAGAAAACAUUUGCAGAUGAAUCCACAAGUAUUUUCUUGCAGAACUGUUGGAGUUGAUACUAAAAAUUUCAUGAUCAUUCAUUUACUUAGAACUUCUAUCAAGGUUGGGAACGAAUAAAAUAACAUGGUUAUGCUUGAAACCUGAAUUUUGAAAGCUGCUCUUAAUCACAGUGUUUUAAAUUUUGUCUUAUAAAAUUAAAACAGAUAAGUAGUGUAAAUGGAAGGUUGCCUUGAAUACAUUCUAAUUAAAUGAUUUAUGUUAA